GAAAGCUGUCUGCUUUGUUGUCGCUUGUUUUGUAUCCCGUGCGAGACGACUUAUUUUCAUAUGGUGUAUCAGAGCCGAGACGUUUUUGAACAAGUACUUUCAGUAACAGUUAUACAAACAGGUGUUACAGUAAUUAUGUGCUUGAUGUUUGUGUCAAAAGCGGUUAUAGAUAAAUCGUUUCUCGAUAUAAUCUUCCUAUAAUAUUCUACUCAUAGUUGGUCGUCGAGUCAAACAUAAGUGUGUGUUCAACGUCUUCAAAACUCAAUGGACAUGGCUGACUCUUCGAUAUCUGCCACGGGGCGCGGACUACCGACGUUCAUGCUGGAUCAAGAGCAACUGGUUGCCAAAGCGUUCGAUAAAUUGGGCCUUGGCAGUUUACCUAAAGAGUCUGUUCACAGAAAUCCCUUACAGGCUAUGGAAUGUUUGGCUCGAAUCUGUAUAGCCAUUAUUGGGGAGCACUGUCAGGACAUUAUUGCAAUUUCACAAGAGCGAAGCAAGUCGAUUGAAGAAGAAUUUGAAUCAGAUGCAGCUGAGAGGGAGAUUGCAAAUCUUGACACGAAGCUUGAGGCUCUAAGAAGUAAGUACAGACGCCUGCUGGCACAACGGGAAGUCCACAAUGCAACUGACUUAGCAUGUCAACGUGUUUCGGAUGUUCUAAAUCAAGCAGCACGAUCGUUAUUGAAGGCCGCCCCCCUUGUGGCUGUUGCGGGCUUCAUGGAGGAUCGUGUACGUGCAUUACAGCGAAUACCCAUGCCUCAAACAACAAGGCAGAAAUGCGGAGAACCACCCUCACUGUGUAGUACCGCGCAGGCGUUAGGGUGCAUUGACGACGUGGCUCGGUUUUCAAUUCAAGAAAGCACACGAAAUUACGUUUAUGACUACGCUGACGGUGAGAGAGCAAUAGAUUAUGUAUCAAAGGCCUUCACAGAUUUUGCGGCACGUUUAAAAGAAGUCGAUACACCCCAAGCAAAUGCGAAUCUAAGCACAACUUGUUUGAACGCUUUAGCGCAUGCGCAUUCAAUUAAAAAGCUGACUAAAAAGAUCACUGGCUUGGGCAACACUUGCGAGAACCUGACGCAGUCUGAGGUGGAAAACAUUUUGAAGCAAUGUCAGGAAAUUAUUAGGUCGAGGCUAAGCAAGCUGAAGGAAGCUAACGUUCAAGGGAUACCCGAAGUAGAUGAUAGUUACGAGUUGAUGACGCUCCGUGAUAGACAGUCCGCAGCUAUCACAGCCCUCGCCUCACAGAUCAACGACAAUGAAGCACUUGAAGAACAAAUGCAGUUGCUACGCGAUGAGCUGUAUGUAUCCCAGAAGCUGCGAUCAUUCGAUUCUCUGCUUAAUAUGAUGCGUUCACAAAAAUCGUUGCUUCAGUCGACGAAGAAUGAUCGUACACUGGUUCCUCGUUCUUUCCGGCCUACGGUAAAUCUGUUUGAUUCGGCCCUCAGAUCAAUAAGUGAACUUAAACUGCUUUCCGAAACUAUACGCGCAUACGAUUUGGAAGUACAACUUGAGUCGAACGAUAAUCGUGCUGUGCUUGAAUAUUUAGCGAGUCUGGAACGCUCGGUUGAUACGUCGAAACUAACAGUUUCACCCCUAGCAACAAAUACUGCUGAGAGUCUCCUUGAGGAACUUCAAAGUUUUAGCGUCCUCCGAUUGGCUAAAGGAACUUCUGAUCUAUAGGGAAAUCACGAGCGCAAUCAUCAACUGUAGCCAGUAGUUAAACAUUCGGCUGGUGUAUGGAUUAAUCAUACUUUCCCGAUUUAUUUGUAAAGUAUAACGUAAUAUGAUACAAACAACCUAUAAGCUCUAUAGAAAUACGGCCACAUUUACUUCUUCGUAGGUGUCCAAAUGUAGUUUUCAUUGCUUCGAGUGCGUUUGGCACAAACUAGAUAAGAUAGCGCAAUUUUUCCAAGAAACAACAUAUGUAAAAAAGUUUUGUUUUGUAGGAGCGACUUUGGCACGAACAGAAGCAUUUUGAGGCAUCAAAUGAUAUUGCCUAUGCUAUUAGACUGUAUCUUACAAAUAUAACCAUUCUAUUAUUCAAGAAACCUGUAGACGCCUAUUUUGUAUAUCUGAUUGAACUCCUCGAAUAAGUAUUGACAGAAAAUGGAUACUUUACUAUUUUCUCAUAUUUUGAUGGUUAUUAUCAGUAAUCAGCGCAUUACUAUUGGCGCGGUACAAAAUGUCGGCAUAUUCUCAUGUUAUUUAAAAAAAAACAUAAUAAUAUGAUUUAA
Messenger RNA from Varroa destructor (honeybee mite), 2234 nucleotides. RefSeq lists its product as uncharacterized. The record is from RefSeq and is a predicted model, not a curated record. NCBI's taxonomy places the organism in Eukaryota, Metazoa, Arthropoda, Arachnida, Mesostigmata, Varroidae.